Molecule: messenger RNA, 3741 nt
Organism: Lonchura striata (white-rumped munia)
Lineage: Eukaryota; Metazoa; Chordata; Aves; Passeriformes; Estrildidae
Source: RefSeq, a predicted model, not a curated record
AUGCCCCACGUGCGGGUGCGUGAUGGACUUGGAGGGGAGGAAGUCACUGUGGAGACCAAGAUGGAAUUGACGGUGACGGUCAAGGAGGGGGACGUGCACCAGCAGAACCCCCCCAAGUUCGACAAGAUCGAGGACAUGGCCAUGCUGACGUUCCUGCACGAGCCCGCCGUGCUCUUCAACCUCAAGGAGCGCUACGCGGCCUGGAUGAUCUAUACCUACUCGGGGCUGUUCUGUGUCACCGUGAACCCCUACAAGUGGCUCCCGGUCUAUGACCCCCAAGUGGUGGCCGCCUAUCGGGGCAAAAAGCGCAACGAGGUCCCCCCCCACAUCUUCUCCAUCUCCGACAACGCCUACCAGUACAUGCUGACAGGUGGGACCCCAAAAACGGACCGCGAGAACCAAUCCAUCCUCAUCACGGGAAAUUCAUCCGGAUCCACUUCGGGGCCACCGGGAAGUUGGCGUCGGCCGACAUCGAGACCUAACAUGAAGGAGGAGUACGGGCGGCUGAAGGACGCUCUGGAGAAGUCGGAAUCACGGCGGAAGGAGCUGGAGGAGAAGAUGGUCUCCAUGCUGCAGGAGAAGAAUGACCUCCAGCUCCAAGUGCAGGCUGAGCAGGACAACCUGAACGACGCUGAGGAACGCUGUGACCAGCUGAUCAAGAACAAGAUCCAGCUGGAGGCCAAGGUGAAGGAGCUGACAGAACGGCUGGAGGAUGAGGAGGAGAUGAACGCUGAGCUGACAGCCAAGAAGAGGAAGCUGGAGGACGAGUGCUCGGAGCUGAAGAAGGACAUUGAUGACCUGGAGCUGACCCUGGCCAAGGUGGAGAAGGAGAAACACGCAACUGAGAACAAGGUCAAGAACCUGACGGAGGAGAUGGCGGGGCUGGAUGAGACCAUUGCCAAGCUGACCAAGGAGAAGAAGGCUCUGCAGGAAUCCCACCAGCAGACACUGGACGACCUGCAGGCUGAGGAAGACAAGGUCAACACCUUGACUAAGGGCAAAGUCAAGCUGGAACAGCAAGUGGACGAUCUUGAAGGCUCCCUGGAACAGGAGAAGAAGAUCCGGAUGGACCUGGAACGGGCCAAAAGAAAACUAGAAGGUGACUUGAAGCUGACCCAGGAGAACAUCAUGGAUCUGGAAAAUGACAAGCAGCAGCUGGAGGAGAAGCUCAAGAAGAAGGAGUUUGAGAUCCACCAGCAGAACAGCAGGAUCGAGGAUGAGCAGGCGCUGGCUCUGCAGCUCCAGAAGAAGCUGAAGGAGCUACAGGCGCGGAUCGAGGAGCUGGAGGAGGAGCUGGAGGCGGAGCGGACGGGCCGGGCCAAGGUGGAGAAGCAGCGCUCGGAGCUGUCGCGGGAGCUGGAGGAGCUCAGCGAGCGGCUGGAGGAGGCCGGCGGUGCCACCUCGGCCCAGCUGGAGCUCAACAAGAAGCGGGAAGCGGAAUUCCAGAAGUUGCGGCGGGACCUGGAGGAGGCCACGCUGCAGCACGAGGCCACGGCGGCCGCGCUGAGGAAGAAACAUGCCGACAGCGUGGCUGAGCUGGGCGAGCAGCUGGACAACCUCCAGCGCGUCAAGCAGAAGCUGGAGAAGGAGAAGAGCGAGCUCAAGCUGGAGCUGGAUGACCUCAGUGCCAACGUGGAGCAGCUGAUCAAGUCUAAGGUGGCCAUGGAGAAGGUGUCGCGCUCCAUGGAGGACCAGGCUGCCGAGCACUUGGCAAAGCUGGAGGAGACCCAACGUGUCCUCAAUGACGCCAACACCCAACGGGCCAAGCUGCAGACGGAGAACGGUGAGCUGUCACGGCAGCUGGAGGAGAAGGAGGCGCUGGUGUCCCAGCUGACCCGUGGGAAGGUGUCCUACACCCAGCAGCUGGAGGACCUGCGGAGGCAGCUGGAGGAGGAGAUGAAGGCCAAGAAUGCGCUGGCGCACGCGCUGCAGUCAGCCCGGCACGAUGGGGACCUUCUGCGGGAGCAGUACGAGGAGGAGACCGAGGCCAAGGCCGAGCUCCAGCGCUCGCUCUCCAAGGCCAACUCUGAGGUGGCCCAGUGGAGGACCAAGUAUGAGACAGAUGCCAUCCAACGCACCGAGGAGCUGGAGGAGGCCAAGAAGAAGUUGGCACAGCGGCUGCAGGAGGCCGAGGAGGCCGUGGAGGCCGUCAACGCCAAAUGCUCCUCGCUGGAGAAGACCAAGCACCGGCUGCAGAACGAGAUCGAGGACCUGAUGGCCGAUGUGGAGCGGUCAAAUGCGGCUGCCGCUACCCUGGACAAGAAGCAGAGGAACUUCGACAAGGUGUUGGCCGAGUGGAAGCAGAAGUUUGAGGAGUCUCAGACGGAGCUGGAGGCAUCACAGAAGGAGGCCAGGGCCCUCAGCACUGACCUCUUCAAGCUGAGGAACAUCUACGAGGAGUCCCUCGAGCACCUGGAGACCUUCAAGAGGGAGAACAAGAAUCUCCAAGAGGAGAUCUCGGACCUCACGGAGCAGCUCGGCGCUGGCAACAAAUCCAUCCAUGAGCUGGAGAAGGUCCGGAAACAGCUCGAUGCCGAGAAGCUGGAGCUCCAAGCUGCUCUGGAAGAGGCUGAGGCCUCCCUGGAGCACGAGGAGGGGAAGAUCCUGAGGGCGCAGCUGGAGUUCAACCAGGUGAAGGCGGAGUACGAGCGGAAGCUGGGUGAGAAGGAGGAGGAGAUGGAGCAGGUGAAGCGCAACCACCUGCGUGUGGUGGAGUCGCUCCAGACCUCGCUGGACGCCGAGACUCGGAGCCGCAACGAGGCCCUGAGGCUGAAGAAGAAGAUGGAGGGCGACCUCAACGAGAUGGAGAUCCAGCUCAGCCACGCCAACCGCGGCGCCAACGAGGCCCAGAAGCAGGUCAAGGCUCUGCAGGGCUACCUGAAGGACACACAGCUGCAGCUGGAUGAUGCAGCAAGGGUCGGGGAGGACCUGAAGGAGAACGUGGCCAUGGUGGAGCGCAGGAACACCCUGCUGCAGUCGGAGCUGGAGGAGCUCCGGGGCCUGGUGGAACAGACCGAGAGGGCCCGGAAAUUGGCUGAGCAGGAGCUGAUCGAGGCCAGUGAGAGGGUCCAGCUCCUCCACUCCCAGAACACCAGCCUCAUCAACCAGAAGAAGAAGAUGGAGGGUGACAUCUCCCAGCUGCAGACAGAGGUGGAAGAGGCCGUCCAGGAGUGCCGGAAUGCCGAGGAGAAGGCCAAGAAGGCCAUCACCGACGCGGCCAUGAUGGCAGAGGAGCUGAAGAAGGAGCAGGACACGAGCGCGCACCUGGAGCGGAUGAAGAAGAACAUGGAGCAGACCAUCAAGGACCUGCAGCUGCGGCUGGACGAGGCCGAGCAGCUGGCGCUCAAGGGGGGCAAGAAGCAGCUGCAGAAGCUGGAGGGACGUGUGCGGGAGCUGGAGAACGAGCUGGAGAACGAGCAGAAGCGCAACGCCGAGAGCGUCAAGGGGCUGCGCAAGUCUGAGCGGCGCGUCAAGGAGCUCAGCUACCAGACGGAGGAGGACAAGAAGAACCUGCUGCGGCUGCAGGACCUGGUGGACAAACUGCAGAUGAAAGUCAAGGCCUACAAGAGACAGGCGGAGGAGGCGGAGGAACAGGCCAACACCAACUUGGCCAAGUUCCGGAAGGCGCAGCACGAGCUGGAUGAGGCCGAGGAACGCGCGGACAUCGCUGAAUCCCAGGUCAACAAGCUGCGGGCCAAGAGCCGUGACAUCGGAGCCAAGAAGCUGCAUGAUGAGGAGUGA